Molecule: messenger RNA, 740 nt
Organism: Aspergillus novofumigatus IBT 16806
Lineage: Eukaryota; Fungi; Ascomycota; Eurotiomycetes; Eurotiales; Aspergillaceae
Product: F1F0 ATP synthase subunit f
Exons: 6
Coding region: 69-374 (101 amino acids)
Biological process (GO): proton motive force-driven ATP synthesis
Source: RefSeq, a predicted model, not a curated record
CUCAGAGGCACAUCCUCACUACUUCGUCUUUAUCGAUUGUACGGUUCACUCGCCUGUUCUUAGACAAGAUGAGCUACAUCGCCCGCCGAGGUCUCUCGACCUUGAUCCCCCCCAAGAUUGCUUCUCCCAAUGCCAUCGGUGCCGCUAAGGAUGCCGCUCGCAUGGAGCGCGUUGUGAACUUCUACGCCAGACUCCCUCGCGGUUCCGCUCCCGACGUUAAGCCCACUGGCCUCAUUGGACGCUACCAGGCUCGUUACUUCGGCAAGAACCCUUCUGCUGCCCCUCUUGCCCACGCCAUUGGUGGUAUCCUUCUCAUCGGCUACAGCAUGGAGUACUACUUCCACCUUCGCCACCACAAGAACCACCCUCACUAAAUGCUUCACUUAUGUGUGGCUUGCGGAGGAUCUGUGUAUAUACCAGCGAACCUAGAUCGAAGCAAUGUAGAAGAGGCAUACCUCCAGCCCAGUUGCUCUGGCCUUGAUGCCGGCUUUUUCUCUUCUAAUUCCCGUUGAUUAUGUACACAGCGACUGUCGCGGUGCAUUGGUCGGUUGCGUAGUAGAUGAGGUGUAGAUGUAGGAUAUGGAGUGUCGCCGAUCCCAACACCACCCUUUGUUUCUCCAGUCAUUUAUAUGUGAAAUUUUGAGGACCGGAAGACCAAAUACGCAAGAUCAUUUUCAAUUUUAAAUAUCUUAGCGACAGUGAACGAUCCGCUUGCCUGUGACACAUCUCAUCCUUCCGGC